CAGUAAAGAGUGAAGUGAGCCAGUGCUCAGUGGAAGUCAGGUCAUGUCUGAACUGCUGAAUGUCCGCCUGCUGCUGUGGGGAUGUGCCUGCCUCUGGCUGUGCAGCCUGGCUUCAGGGGCUCUGGUCAUCUCCGGGGACAAAGAGCCUCUGCAGGAAAAGAGGCAAGCUGCCAAAAUACUUCAAAAAAGAAGCACAGCUGAACAACUGGUGGAGCUGCAUAGCGUGACAGUAGAGUGCGUGGUGUCGUCUCGCUUCGCCCACACUGUCAUGACCUCAAAGGCUUUGAACAAAGCCAACUCUUCCCAGGAAAUAUUUUUCGAGGUGGAGCUGCCAAAGACUGCAUUUAUCACAAACUUCAGCAUGGAAAUUGAAGGUCAAGUUUAUGUUGGAGAGGUGAAGGAGAAAGAAAAGGCAAAGAAGCAGUAUGAGAAAGCUGUCUCUUCUGGACAGACAGCUGGAUUGGUCAAGGCUUCUGGAAGAAAGAUGGAGAAGUUUUCUGUGUCUGUCAAUAUUGCAGCGGAAAGUAACGUGACUUUCAUCUUGACUUACGAGGAGCUUCUUCAGAGAAACCUGGGCCAGUACGAGAUACUGACUCGAGUUAAACCCAAAUCACUGGUUCAGAAGUUUCAGAUUGUGACAAACAUAUAUGAGCCCCAGGGCCUGGCUUACGUUGAUGCCCAGGCGACCUUCCUCUCCAAUGAUCUACUCCCUCUAGUGGAGAAAACUGUCACAGACAAGAAGGCACGCAUCUCUUUCUCGCCAACUAUGGACCAGCAGAGGAAAUGUCCCAGCUGUGAUGGAACACUCAUUGAUGGAGAUUUUAUUGUAAAAUAUGACGUAAAACGAGAUAACAACCUUGGGGACAUUCAGAUUGUGAAUGGAUAUUUCGUACACUUCUUCUCCCCUCCUGACCUGCAAAGAGUCCCCAAGAAUGUGGUGUUUGUGAUUGACAGGAGUGGAUCGAUGAUGGGUAGAAAAAUGGCUCAGACACGGGAGGCAUUGUUGGCCAUCUUAAAUGACAUCCAUGAAGAGGAUCACUUUGGAAUAGUCCUGUUUGACUCCAGCGUUGAUGUUUGGAAAAAUACUCUUACCAAAGCAACUAAGGAAAAUGUGGCAGAAGCCAAGGCUUUUGUAAAAAAAAUCACUGAAUUAGGAACUACUGACCUCCAUGGCGGACUGAUGAGGGGCAUAAAUAUGUUGAUCCAAGACAGACAGGCAAAGAGGCUCCCAGAAAGAAGUACUGAUAUGAUCAUCUUACUGACAGAUGGAUCACCAAAUUCUGGAGUAUCUCACAUCCCAACAAUCCAAGAAAAUGUGCAUUCUGCUAUUGGAGGGAAUAUAUCCCUGUACUGCCUUGGAUUUGGAAAUGAUGUAGAAUAUUCAUUCUUGGAUGUGUUGAGCAAACAAAACCAAGGAGUAGCUCGCAGAAUCUUUGAAGCUUCAGAUGCUUCACUUCAGCUUCAGGGUUUUUAUGAGGAAGUGUCCAGUCCUCUGCUGCUGGAAGUUGACUUGCGGUAUCCUGACAACGCAGUGGACUUUGUGACCACCAGCCACUUCAGACAGUUGUUCAAUGGCUCAGAAAUUGUGGUUGCCGGUCGGCUGUCGGACAACAACAUCAACAAUUUCUUGGUGGAGGUGUUUGGCCAGGGGGUGGAAGAGAAUUUUCAGGUGGAGGGUCAGGCCAGCACGUUGGACUGGAAUGUGUUAUAUCCUGAUGAAGAGUACGUCUUUGGAGAUUUCACUGAGCGUCUGUGGGCCUACCUCACCAUCCAGCAGUUACUGGAGAAGAGCACAAGUGCUGGGCCAGAUGAGAAGGCCAACGCCACAGCAAAGGCCUUAGACAUGUCUCUGCAGUACAGCUUUGUCACUCCUCUCACCUCCAUGGUGGUCACCAAGCCUGAGGUUGAGGAUGGAACAUCCAGCCCUCUCAUUGCUGACAAACUCACUGAACAGCAAAGACAACAAGCUGAAAGAAUGUCACACCAAUAUCAAAGUCCUGGAGUCUCUUACGCAUAUGGAGCACCUGUAUAUCUUGUGGAUGGAGAUCCUCAUUUUGUGUUAGAGCUCCCUGAUAAAAACGACUCUCUGUGCUUCAAUAUCAAUGAUGCUCCGGGAACUAUUUUCAAUGUAAUCAGAGACCCUGAAUUAGGCAUUUUAGUCAAUGGGGAAGUCAUUGGAGACAAGCAAAUUCCCCCCGAUGGGAAAGUGAAUACUUAUUUUUGGCGCUUUGGCAUCAUCCACAAAGCGUUGAGGGUCCGGCUGGAGGUGAGCACUGAAGAAAUUUUGGUAUUUCAGGAUGAGAAACUUGUGAAACUUUUGUGGUCUGACACAGCCUCUCUUGAAGGACCCAGUUUGAACCUUGAGGUGACCAAGGAUCGCAGCUUAACAGUUACUCUGAAGGACUCGGUUAAGUUUGUGAUCUUGCUUCACAAAGUGUGGAAGAAUCACCCGUACCACCGGGACUACCUGGGUUUCUACACCCUCGACAGCCACCUCUUGUCUCCUGCUGUUCAUGGCUUGCUGGGUCAAUUUUAUCAUGGCAUCCAGUAUGAGGUGACAGACCUGUGUCCAGGAGAGACCCCAGAAAAACCAGAUGCAACAAUGUAUGUGAAAGGACAGAAGCUCAGAGUAACCAGAGGCUGGCAAAGAGACUUCAGGCAUAAUUUGAAGACUGGAGAAAACGUUCCCUGCUGGUUCAUCCACAACAAUGGAACAGGCCUCAUUGAUGGAGACAUGAAGGACUACAUUGUUUCUGGCCUUUUUAAAAAUCAAUAAAAAAGAUUCUUUGCUCAUUUUAAUUAUUGAAGUUGACGAAAUGCAAAAAAUAUAAGCCAAAAUAAGCUUGUGAUCAAAAAAAGUUUCCAUUCCCUUUGUUUUCCUGUAAUUUCAAAAAAUGUAAAACAUCAUAUAUCAAAAUAAAAUAGUUUAUCACAUGA
Oryzias melastigma (Indian medaka) is the source of this 2937-nucleotide messenger RNA. RefSeq names its product inter-alpha-trypsin inhibitor heavy chain 3a, tandem duplicate 1 (gene itih3a.1). The coding region runs from base 44 to 2776 and encodes 910 amino acids. Gene Ontology annotation, biological process: hyaluronan metabolic process. Gene Ontology annotation, molecular function: serine-type endopeptidase inhibitor activity. The record is from RefSeq and is a predicted model, not a curated record. Lineage: Eukaryota; Metazoa; Chordata; Actinopteri; Beloniformes; Adrianichthyidae. The transcript is spliced from 22 exons.